This is a messenger RNA of Chanos chanos (milkfish), 330 nucleotides long. RefSeq names its product parvalbumin alpha-like. Gene Ontology annotation, molecular function: calcium ion binding. The record is from RefSeq and is a predicted model, not a curated record. Gene Ontology annotation, cellular component: cytoplasm. NCBI's taxonomy places the organism in Eukaryota, Metazoa, Chordata, Actinopteri, Gonorynchiformes, Chanidae. The coding region runs from base 1 to 330 and encodes 109 amino acids. The transcript is spliced from 4 exons.
AUGGCUUUCGCUGGACUUCUACAGGACGCUGACAUCACUGCAGCCCUGCAGGCAUGUCAAGCUGCCGACUCCUUCAAUUACAAAGCCUUCUUUGCCAAGGUUGGUCUGACCGCCAAGUCCGCAGAUGAUGUGAAGAAGGCCUUUGCCAUCAUUGACCAGGACAAGAGCGGCUUCAUUGAGGAGGACGAGCUGAAACUGUUCCUGCAGAACUUCUCUGCUGGUGCUAGAGCACUCACCGACGCAGAGACAAAAGCUUUCUUGAAGGCUGGUGACUCUGAUGGCGAUGGCAAGAUUGGAGUCGAUGAGUUUGCUGCCUUGAUCAAAGGAUAA